AUCACCUCCGUUUUCUCUCUAGCCGCAGCUCAAACCAAACCCAAUCGAACCCAUCUCGCCAAAAUGAAGUACAAUCCCCGCGUCACCAGCUCUCGCCGGAAGAACCGCAAGGCCCACUUCACCGCACCCUCCAGCGUGCGCCGCGUCCUCAUGUCCGCCGCCCUCUCCCGCGACCUCCGCACCAAGUACAACGUCCGGUCCAUGCCGGUCCGCAAGGACGACGAGGUCCAGGUCGUCCGUGGCACCUACAAGGGCCGCGAGGGAAAAGUGGUCCAGGUCUAUCGCCGCAAGUGGGUCAUCCACAUCGAGCGAAUCACUCGCGAGAAAGUCAAUGGCUCCACGGUCAACGUCGGGGUGAAUCCCUCGAAAGUGGUGAUCACGAAGCUGAGGUUGGAUAAGGAUAGGAAGAGUUUGUUGGAUAGGAAGGCUAAGGGACGCGCUGCUGCGGAUAAGGAUAAGGGGACUAAGUUUACAACUGAGGAUAUUAUGCAGAGCAUUGAUUGAUUUGGUUGUUUUCGAUGUUUCGUAUCGUAUGUCGUUUCGAUAUUGUUAUGUUUUUUUGUUAUGGAUUUAUUUAGACUUAUUGUUAUUGCUGAAUCUUGUGGUAUCGAAAUGUUGAGGAUAUGAAUGACUGCUUUUUUGUUA
Daucus carota subsp. sativus is the source of this 645-nucleotide messenger RNA. Its product is annotated as large ribosomal subunit protein uL24z-like. Gene Ontology annotation, cellular component: ribosome; cytosolic large ribosomal subunit. The record is from RefSeq and is a predicted model, not a curated record. The coding region runs from base 64 to 504 and encodes 146 amino acids. The transcript has a single exon. Gene Ontology annotation, biological process: ribosomal large subunit biogenesis; cytoplasmic translation. Gene Ontology annotation, molecular function: structural constituent of ribosome; RNA binding. Lineage: Eukaryota; Viridiplantae; Streptophyta; Magnoliopsida; Apiales; Apiaceae.